Colletotrichum tamarilloi is the source of this 1368-nucleotide messenger RNA. RefSeq lists its product as uncharacterized. The record is from RefSeq and is a predicted model, not a curated record. The coding region runs from base 1 to 1368 and encodes 455 amino acids. Lineage: Eukaryota; Fungi; Ascomycota; Sordariomycetes; Glomerellales; Glomerellaceae. The transcript is spliced from 2 exons.
AUGGCAAAGAGUAUCAUGAGUGCUGUGUUGGAGACGAACAACCGAUUCUCUAGCGUCUUACCAGUCGCCCAAGAUCCUGAGCCUCAUCCACUGAACCAAUAUCUUCGAGUGCGCCUGGCGGAUGAAAAAUUCACAUUCGGACGUUGGGCUAGAUUGUUUAACGCGCACAAAAUUAACCGCAACUCCCUCGACUACCGGCUGCGAGACGCGUCGAAGAUCAAAGAUCAGACUCUGACGUUUGUGAACGACUACCUUCAGACCCUUAGCAAUACCUCCAAAUCUGUUAAAGAUCUGCAGACGGCACUGAGUUCGCCUGAUGGCCACAUGUUGAAUAGCUUGACUCAAGGGAAUAUCAAGGUCUAUUUAGAAGCGAACCCUGACGACGUCCCUCCCCUCCUCGCAGACUUAGCCAGAAUCGUGAGCGAGGUUAGCAAAAGACGCUCUGCUCUGUGGAGUCUAGAAAAAUCUAUUCAAACCCCAGAUCCAUGGUACGCAUCCCUCAGCUCAGAGCUAAUAGAUACCUCUGCAUAUGAGGCAUUCGAUAUCCAGCACGUAAGCACCAAGUUCAAGGGAAUUGAAGACUACCUUGCCCAACGGCUAGGAAAAGCACUUUCAAGGAGGCGUCAGUAUUUCAAGUACAGGAAGGUUCUUCACGAAAGGCUUUCGCAACCUGUAGACGACCAGGCGUACAACAUAACAAACAUUCAGCAGGAUACGAUGGCAUCUUCCAUCUCUGAUCGCUCUCAAAAAGUCUCAGAGAGCACCAUCUGCUAUGAUUUAUCAGUUUUCUCCUCAGACGAAUUCGUCCCGUGGGAAACAAGGGCAAACGACCCCACAUCAAGGCCGAUCCCAGACCUGCCGGAGGAAGCACAAGACGGGCCGUUCGAAUGCCAAUUUUGCUACAUGCGUGUUAGGACACGAGACUAUCACACAUGGAGACAACAUGUGUACGACGACCUGCGCCCAUAUAGCUGCUUGGCAAAAGACUGCGAGAUGCCAGAUAUUGAUUUCUUCAGAAGCCGCGACUGGAUGAAGCACAUGGUCGACCAUCACUUCAGCACAUUUUACUGCAAUUCCGGAUGCGGUUGCACAUUCUCGUCAGAACCCGAGUGCAGAACGCAUUUGAAAACACGGCAUUCAGAUGAACUAUCUAGAAUGCAUAAGGACCAUACCAACGUCACAAUGUGGUCUGAUCCCGUGGAUAAUGACGUCCAACUUUCGUGCCCUUUUUGCCUCGAAAAGAUGCCCUUGGAGAAUUACGAAGUCCAUGUAGGGAAGCACCAACAGGAGCUAGCAUUGUUCGCCCUUCCUAACAAUGACGAUUACACUUCAACCUGGACUGAGCACCAGAAGAAGCCCGAUCGAUGA